Salmo salar (Atlantic salmon) is the source of this 551-nucleotide messenger RNA. NCBI's taxonomy places the organism in Eukaryota, Metazoa, Chordata, Actinopteri, Salmoniformes, Salmonidae. The record is from RefSeq and is a predicted model, not a curated record.
UCUGUCUCUCCUGUGCCUCCGUAGUUAUGGUUUGUUCCUUUUUCCGGACGGUGUGUUGUUUAGUUAACGUUAGCUAGCCUACCUCAUAACGCCAAACGAAUUGUAAUGGUAACGUGUAAGAGGUCAUUUCAACAGUUUUAAACAUGUCAGAGAAAGGCGAAGUGGACUUAACUGGUGCUAAACAGAACACGGGCGUGUGGCUGGUAAAGGUGCCCAAAUACCUGUCACAGCAAUGGGCCAAAGCAUCAGGAAGAGGAGAGGUGGGGAAGCUCCGGAUCGGCAAGAACCAAGGGAAAGCAGAGGUGGCAUUCACUCUGAACGAAGACCUGACCAUGAUUGACAGCCUCGGGGACAAGCCAUCGGGGGUGCAGGCCCCCAGGGACCACCCGUUCACCAUGCAGACUGUAGGAGGACAGACCCUGGCCGUGUUCACUGAGACCCAGUCAGGUAAGGAACAGUUACCUGGCCUCCAGCUGUAAACAUGAUGAAGAAGAAGAAGAAAGAACAGUGUCUAUUUUGGUGCACUCAGGAGCUGUGUGCUAAAUGGCACC